Messenger RNA from Necator americanus (New World hookworm), 201 nucleotides. RefSeq lists its product as uncharacterized. The record is from RefSeq and is a predicted model, not a curated record. Bases 1 to 201 code for a protein of 66 amino acids. NCBI's taxonomy places the organism in Eukaryota, Metazoa, Nematoda, Chromadorea, Rhabditida, Ancylostomatidae. The transcript has 2 exons.
AUGGCUCCGCACUGUCACCUACAGAACCACAUAACGUCAUCGAGACGGUCCCGAUAUCUCCCAGUGUCACUCAGACAACAAAAUGCCCCAAUCCGGCAGAGCUGGAUAAAGGCAACUUCUAGCGAUCUAACCGGUAGAGCGGAAUUGUCUCUUGUGUUCUCAUGGACUUUCGAAGAAGAAAUGCUGUGGAGAGCACCUUAA